AUGGCUCAACCAUACCUGUACGAUCUACGCAUCCCGGGUAAUAAAGACUAUGAUGGGCGAACGGAUCCAGAGGUGCACGUUGACUCUUAUUACAGAAACAUGCUGAUGAUGGGAGUUUCCGAUGUUGUAAUGUGCCGAGCCUUAUAUUCCACACUGACAGGGCGAGCAGCCGAUUGGUUCCGAACGUUAGAGCCAGGGCCGAUCACUUGCUUCGCUAGUUUGGCUACUAAAUUUGUGCGGAAAUUCGUCACCUCAAAGAUAGUCUGUAAGCACUAUAUGUAUUUGGAAAAGGCAAAGCAGUUAGAAUGGGAGAGCUUGAUAGAAUUCCUGGGUAGAUGGAAAAUCGCCAUUGGAGAAGUCGAACCCAUGGACGAUCUAACAGCUAUUCACAUGUUGCACACAUCUUUGCGUGCUGGGGAUCUUUACCAGGAUUUUAUUCUACAUCCGCCCGGAUCAUACAAAGAAGCCUUCCAGCGGGUUACGGAUUAUGCCAAUGCUGCAAAAAGGUCCCAGGAGGUUGGCUUGUCACACAGGUCUGCAGGACGGUCGGAGAACCGAUCGACCGAGCAGCAGGCUAGGGGUCGGGGACGUCAGGGCGAUUUCACACCCCUAAAUCGCUCAGCUGCAGAGGCUCUGCACUAUGCUCAAUCGUGUAACCUCGUGAAAUUGCCCGACUCCAUGUGCGAUGGCAAGGACAAAACCAAGCAUUGUGCUUUUCAUCGUUGUCAAGGUCAUGACACGGAGGACUGCACCAAUUUAAAACAGUUGUUGGAAGACUUGCUAUAG
This is a messenger RNA of Ipomoea nil (Japanese morning glory), 786 nucleotides long. RefSeq lists its product as uncharacterized. Bases 1 to 786 code for a protein of 261 amino acids. The record is from RefSeq and is a predicted model, not a curated record. The transcript has a single exon. NCBI's taxonomy places the organism in Eukaryota, Viridiplantae, Streptophyta, Magnoliopsida, Solanales, Convolvulaceae.